CUCCAGCGCCCCCCCCGCCCCGUUCCCAGGCCCGUAACAUUAGGGAGGAAAAUGUUACUUUCCGUCCAGCCGCGGGCCGCCAUCGCCACAUUUGGCUACAAUAAGACCAGCAAGAAGCAGCCUUAUGUGUCAGUGGCCCAGCAGAUGGCGCCCCCGAGUCCCAGCGGCAGCAACAACAACAGCAGCAGCAGCAGCAGCGGAGGAGGCGGGGGAGGCGGGGACCAGCUGAGCAAAACCAACCUGUACAUCCGGGGCCUGCACCCGGGCACCACCGACCAGGACCUCGUCAAGCUGUGCCAGCCAUACGGCAAAAUUGUUUCCACGAAAGCCAUCCUGGACAAGACGACCAACAAGUGCAAAGGCUACGGCUUUGUCGAUUUCGACAGCCCCACGGCGGCACAGAAGGCCGUGACGGCGCUGAAGGCCAGCGGGGUGCAGGCCCAGAUGGCGAAGCAACAGGAGCAGGACCCCACGAACCUGUACAUCUCCAACCUGCCUCUCAGCGUGGACGAGCAGGAGCUGGAGGGGAUGCUGAAACCCUUCGGACAGGUGAUCUCCACCCGCGUCCUGCGCGACCCCAACGGCACCAGCCGCGGCGUCGGCUUCGCCAGAAUGGAGUCCACAGAAAAGUGCGAAGCCAUCAUCACCCACUUCAACGGGAAAUACAUCAAGACUCCCCCAGGGAUCCCAGCCCCCUCAGAUCCGCUGCUUUGCAAGUUUGCCGACGGGGGGCAGAAGAAGCGCCAGCCGCAGGGGAAGUACGUGCAGAACGGGCGGGCCUGGCCGCGGGACGGCGACUCGAGUGGCAUGACCUUGACCUAUGACCCCACCACGGCUCUGCAGAACGGGUUCUACCCGACCCCCUACAGCCUGGCCCCCAACAGGAUGAUGGCUCAGACCACGCUCGCCCCUUACCUCCCGUCACCCAUGUCCUCCUACCAGGUUCACAGCCCGUCCUGGAUGCACCAUCAGUCGUACCUCAUGCAGCCCACGGGGACGGUGCUGACGCCGACCAUGGACCACACCAUUUCCAUCCAGCCCGCCUCCAUGAUGGGCCCCCUGACCCAGCAGCUGGGCCACCUCUCCCUCAGUAGCACUGGCACGUACAUGCCAGCGGCAGCAGCUAUGCAAGGAGCUUACAUCCCUCAGUACACGCCCGUGCCUUCCUCCAGCAUCUCAGUUGAGGAGAACAGCGGCCAGCAGAGCCAAGUGGCUGUCGAGUCUCCGUCAGAUCACGCUGCCUACUCCUAUCAGUACAGCAAGUAACUGCAGCUGGACCAGGCGUCUCUGCUCCGAGCGCUCGCCCCGAGGGAGAUCGCCACCUCCUCUUUGAUUUGUGCUGCAUCUAGAAGAUCGAAUCCAAUUUUUUUUUUCUUCGUUCGUUUCUUUCUUUUGCAAAGAAAACAGUUUUGUAAAAAAAAAAACAACAAAAAAAAAAAACACCCGGCAAUAGACUUUGCUCACCAAGGAACCAAAGCGGUGGAAUGGGGGGGCUGGGUCACCAGAUCCACUCCGCGCAGACGGACAGAUGGACUGAGGCCUAUUUUAAUAGGAGGGGGAAAAAAAAGUGUUUGGUUUAUUUUUGGUCGUUGUUUUGAAGAACCCCCCCUUUUUUUUUUUGGGUGGUUCUUUGAGGAAAGGCUUGAUCCAGGAGGGUGGAUCUGGCUGCCCCGGAGUGGCAAGGCUGCAGAUUCGAAUCUCUGGGACAAUCGUCGUUUUCUUUUGUCAAUUAAGGAUUACUUUUUCGUUCCUUUCUUUUUUCUUUUCUUUUCUUUUUUUUAAAGGAAAAAUAUGCAACGUUUGAACAAUUAUAUAUUGAGGGGGUUUUUGGUUGUACUGCUCCCCGACUGAUUCCGCCCGUUUCUUCGCCCCCCUCCGGACGCUUCUCCACGCCUGAAUGCCACUGUAGGAUAAAGAAUUUUUUUCCGGGGGAGGGGUUGCUUUAAAAGAAAAGGAAAAAAACGCCACAAAAACCUACAAAAAAAAGCCCCACGGUUGAUUUUAUUGUUUUUUGCUUUUUUUUUUCUCCCGGGUUUUAUAAAAAAGGAAAAAGUCCAAAAAAAAGGAAAAAGAAACACUAAAAAUCCCAGGAUCUAAUGAGAUAAACCUAGCAGGAAUCCGUGACUUUCCACCGGGAGGAUGAGGCGGGAGAUACGCUGCAUCGUGCACUGGCUGGCGGGAUUUUGGGCAGAGGAAGGUUGGCCACGAACUCCGUGCCAGGACGCAGCUCCAGGAAACCUCUAGGAUCCGUAAUCUUCUCCCUGCUUGAGUUUUGCCGGACAGGAUCGCUGCUUGUGUUGGAUUCCAGUUUGGACUGGGGGAGGCUUCGUGGUCUCUGGUCCGGCCCCUGUCCUUUCCUAUUAGAUGCUACGUACGUGGACUCGCCUGGGUCAGGACUCGGCCCUGGCCCCCCUUCCAAAAGCCUCGUGCCGCUUUUCUGCGUCACCAGUGACGUCUUGUGCUUCCGGACUCCGCUCUCUGUCCACCUGUCCCACGCGCCUAUGGCCCGAGGGACCCGGCACCGGCCCCGUCCGCCCUGCGGGAUAUACAGUGCCUUCACUGCCUGCGUUCCAGACCGUGCCAGCAGACCGCCCCCCCGCCGCCGUGGUGACCUCCCCGCCCCCCACCACUGGGAUCCGUGCACGGGUGGGGAACAGCCGACUGGCAACACACAGAUUCCCCCCCACCACCACCCGCUGCUCUUCACCGCGGGCCACGGGAGGACGACAGGGCCCCGUGCCGCACCCACCUCGGUGGACAAGGUUGCGGGGGGGUUGGUUGGAUUCUGGGCAUGGCUGGAUUGCCCCCCUUCUUCCUGAGAGGGGGGUGCUGAGUGGUGGCUUUUUGGGGCCGGGGGGGGGGGCAGAGCUGGUGCUGCCCUUGCUGCAGAUGGGGAUCUCAUUUCUAUGCACAUCCCAGCCCCCCCCCCCCCCCCACUCCCCCAUGCACGCCAUAGCAGAAGGCAGGACAAGUGCAAUAAACCAGAACGCCGCCCCCCACCCCCCAGAUCCCUGACCCCCAAAUCUCUCUCACCUGGAGACCAAGCUCUUAAAGGUACCAGGCACUUUAGACUCAUCUGCACGUUCUCAAAACAAUACCCCCCCCCCUUGUGAAAUGCUCUGCUGUGAUUCCUCCCCCCUCAGAUGGUGCUAAACCCUCCCCCUGCCCCACGGGAUAGACACCCUCCCCCCAGUAUCUGUUACAUUGGAUAGACUGUGAAACAGAGAGGCCGGCCCCUUCUCCGAGGGACAUACUGGGCCCCCCAUCCCUGCUGGUCUCCCCUUCUUCAGAACCCCUGCCCCUCACCCCAGUCCUAACCCUCCAGGGCUGGGGGUCGGCCGGCCGUGCCCCUUGGAGAAAAUAGCUCUUAUGCAGCUGACAAUCAGUGAUGUUCGUAGCGCACGCGCGAGUGAGUUGUGUAGUAGCGAGAGAAGCAGAUGAAGGGGGGGUGGGGUUGGAGGGAGAAGGCAGCCCCGGCUAAGGGGUUUGUAGAGGGUGAUUUAUGCUGGGUGCGUGGGGGGGGGGGUGUGCAUCUCUUCCUCCCCCCCACUCCAUUCUGGACAGGGGGGAGGGGCGGACUCUUGUUAGGUGUUUUCACUUCCAUGUUCCAGUUGGGGUGAAGAAUGGUCAGGGUCCGGCAAGUUAAAUGUUAACCCUACCCCCACCCCCCGCCACCCAGCUGAGGAAGCUAGGGGGGCACCCAGCCAGCCUGGGGGGGGGAACAGCGGCCGCUCCCCCCCCCCCCCAGUUGCAUGGUUUCUGGGAGCAGCCCAGCGGCCGGCCCAGCUCCACCUUUCCUCCCUAGACACUAAGGCCCAUACGUGCCAACACAGAGGAAAGGGGGGCAGAAAGGCUGCCCCACAUCAUCCGCGCUGAGCCCCGCUCCUGCCAGCAGGCCCCUCCCAUUCUAAAUAAAAGCCCCAGCUUCCCCCUGGGCCCGUUGGUGGGGGGUGGGAGGGGGCAGGCCUCCAAAAUGCCCAAAUCCGCAGGCGGCUGGCGCCUCGCUUGGCCCCGUGCGGUGCCUUAAAUCUGCAUUGCGGUGCCUGGUGCUGGCGCCGCUGGGCUCGAACCCGGGACCCGGGGAGCCACACGCCCCAUGGGGGCAGCAAACCUGGCCUGGCGCAGGAACCGUGCGGAAAUCCGCCGGCUCUGACGCACUGGGCCAGUGCUGGGGGGGGAGGGGGACAGAGCCCCAGGGGGACCCCGAGAAAGCUGCACGCUGGCUGCCCCCCUCCCCCAAUGGCUGCGUUUGAAGAUUUUUGUUCUUUUUUCAUGAAUUUUUUUGUAAGUUUCCUUUU
This is a messenger RNA of Trachemys scripta elegans, 4298 nucleotides long. It is a transcript of the gene RBMS2, whose product is annotated as RNA binding motif single stranded interacting protein 2. The coding region runs from base 52 to 1266 and encodes 404 amino acids. Lineage: Eukaryota; Metazoa; Chordata; Testudines; Emydidae. Gene Ontology annotation, molecular function: poly(A) binding; mRNA 3'-UTR binding; poly(U) RNA binding. The transcript is spliced from 14 exons. Gene Ontology annotation, cellular component: nucleus; cytosol; ribonucleoprotein complex. The record is from RefSeq and is a predicted model, not a curated record.